Molecule: messenger RNA, 998 nt
Organism: Saccostrea cuccullata (small rock oyster)
Lineage: Eukaryota; Metazoa; Mollusca; Bivalvia; Ostreida; Ostreidae
Exons: 3
Coding region: 64-975 (303 amino acids)
Molecular function (GO): zinc ion binding
Source: RefSeq, a predicted model, not a curated record
AUUUAUCGAAUUACUGUAUUUUGAGCCAUUUUACGUAUACACAAUUUGAUAUAGACUUACACUAUGGAUCCUGGAGAUCAGAUUUACACCCUGCAAGAAUUCCAAACGUGGAAAACAGAAAAUUUGAAGGCCUAUUUAACCAAGAGGGGUCUGUCUAAAGAAGGUACUAAAGAAGAACUUGUAGCUCUUUGUUUUUCUGCUUCCAAGUUAAAUCUACCUAUUAUUCCAACAGCUCGUGAUAUUUUAGAACAUAAUGCUAAGUGCUAUGAAAGUAUUUUAUCUGCUUGUGGAAUCCAAGACCCCCUGAAAACAUACGAAGGAUGGAUGGACGAGAAGAGUGCAAUAGAUAAGUGGCCACCGACAUUUUUGUCUGACAUUACUCAGUUUUUAUUAAAGCAUGGAGAUGUCUCCCUUACAAAUUCACUUCUCAAAGAUUACAAGGUUGGCAAAGCAUAUGAAUAUUUUACAAGUGGCUGGCUCCAAGAAGUUUUUUAUUACCGUUUGACAAGCGAAAAGAAAUGCAUCUUAAGAGCAAAGUGCACCCCCUCCCAACGAAUUCGAGAUGAUUUACAUGACUGCUGGGCAGCAAUUUCGGAAGAGGAUGGUGAGGUUUUGGGAGCCUACUGUACAUGUACUGCAGGAUUAGGGCAAACAUGCAACCAUGUUGCUGCAUUACUUUUUCGCAUCGAGGCUGCUAAUCAGUUUGGGCAGACAUCAUGUACUAUGGCCAGAUGUGGUUGGGUGCAGCCAAAGGUGAUGAAAGAUUUGGAGCCACAGAAAAUAUCAGCCUUAUGUACCAGCCUGAAGAAAUCUUCUCGAGCUAAAUAUGCUAAAAGCAGACCACUAGUGGCCACUGAAAAGAAAAAGUACAACCCUCUUGAAAUUGAGGAGUCCAACACCGCCAUACUUGACAGUUUGAGCAUUGCACUUCGUGGUGUUGUCCCCGAGGCCUGUUUAUUCAAAGGUAAAUUAUAACUAAUCUAACAUUAUGGACUCUU